Messenger RNA from Python bivittatus (Burmese python), 4755 nucleotides. The record is from RefSeq and is a predicted model, not a curated record. Lineage: Eukaryota; Metazoa; Chordata; Lepidosauria; Squamata; Pythonidae.
CAAGCCACCUCGCAUCCCCACCCAGUAGCCUCUCGGGGGAGGGCGGAGGUGUGGCGGAAGCUCCUCCCCCUCCUGCCCAGCGUUCGAAUGGGCUGGCCCACAGUCCCGGAGAGAGAUAAUGACAAUAUAUACCACUAAUGACAGCGGCGGCAGCUCGGGUGUUGCGCCCGCCAGCAAGCUGCUCGUCCACGAGGGACUGCGAGGAAGCUCCGACUUGCGCCUCCUUCGGGAGCCGGGAACGCUCCUUACGAGACUGGACGAGGAAACGGACUACCACCAACCUUUGCGUUCAAACCCCGGUUUCAUUGCGUGGUCGUGGCUGUGGCUUUUAAUCCUGAUCGGGAAGGAUUUGCGCGUGCCUUUCGGGGCGCUUCCGCGGAAAAACUCAGGAAUCGCUUCGCGGAAGGGAAUAGUUUGAAGUUGCUUCCAACUUUCCAGCCACCUGUUGUUCUCAACUUCACCGCGUGAAGCAAACGACGAGGAAGGGAGAGGGAGGGAGCGACGGCAUCUCCUGAAGAAAAGCAUCUCUACCCUGGUCAGACGCUUCUAGGGGGACAGCGUUCAAAUUUGGAAACCCUGCCCAGGUGGUGAGAAGAAGCUGGCGCCAGAAAUAAAAGUUCACCCGAACGUCUCUGCUCUGCCAAGAGCGAAGCGCGCUGAGUUUGCUUUCUAAGAAAGCGACGGUCGCCGGGCGGGUGGGAAAAGAACACCGCACCUGAGACGCGCUCCAAGACGCUCCCCCAGCCACCCGCUGCCGCUUCCGAAACACUUUUCCAAAGAAUACAAACAUCGCCAACUUUUCUCCAAACCCUGGCCUUGCCAGGAGGGAGCUGAAUUUGGCUUCCUCUAGGGAGAGUCUGCAGAGGGAAAGAGAAAGCCCACCUGCCAGCGCUUUGGAACCACGCCCUACCUUUCGGAGGUUCCAGAGUGGGGACGAGCUGUUCCUACAUUUUUCUCCCCCACCCGCCCCCAUCCCGAGACUUUGACGAAGUCGACAUGCACCCCCACUAUUGAUACUGUCUCCCGGAGACCGAAGCCUAGGUCGCCAGAGCCCCGAAGCCCGCUCCGCCGAGGGAGGAGGCAGGAGCGCUCUGGGAGGCGGGCAGCUGUAGCCGAGCUGGAGGCGCGACCAUGAAGCUGGAGAUCUUUGCUCCGCGAUACGAGGACAAGCUCAGCAGCAACAGCGUCAGCGACCACGAAGGCAGCAGCGAAGCGUCGCCGCGGGCCGCCGAGAGCGAGCUGGGCUCCGACGGGGACUGCGCGGCGCUUAGUCCGGCCAGUGGCUGCGGGGGCUCUCCCCGGCAGGGCUCGGAGCCGUCACCGUCGCCUUCCCCGGGGGGCGAGUGUCAAGCGGCGGUGGGGCUGCCUGGAAAGCCAUACACGCGCCGCCCGAAGCCUCCCUACUCGUACAUCGCCCUGAUCGCCAUGGCGAUCCGGGAUUCGGCCGGGGGCCGCCUGACCCUGGCGGAGAUCAACGAGUACUUGAUGGGCCGCUUCCCUUUCUUUCGCGGCGCCUACACGGGCUGGCGCAACUCGGUGCGGCACAACCUGUCGCUCAAUGACUGCUUCGUCAAGGUGCUGCGGGACCCGGCCCGGCCGUGGGGCAAGGACAACUACUGGAUGCUCAACCCCAACUCCGAGUACACUUUCGCCGACGGCGUCUUCCGCAGGAGGAGGAAGCGGCUCAGCCGCCCAGUUCGCGGCGCCUACACGGGCUGGCGCAACUCGGUGCGGCACAACCUGUCGCUCAAUGACUGCUUCGUCAAGGUGCUGCGGGACCCGGCCCGGCCGUGGGGCAAGGACAACUACUGGAUGCUCAACCCCAACUCCGAGUACACUUUCGCCGACGGCGUCUUCCGCAGGAGGAGGAAGCGGCUCAGCCGCCCAGGGCCCAUCCCCACCGCCGCGGGCUCCCCCUCGGCGCAGCCGUCCCCCGCGCCCGCUUCCCCGAGCGCCGAUCAGAAGACCCUGCCGGGGGAACCGGGCGUGGGAUCGGCCGCCGGCGCCUCGGCCGCCGGCACGAAAUUCUCCAGCCCCUUCGCUAUUGAGAGCAUCCUGAGCCGACCGUUCCAGCCUUCCGAACAGCAGCCGCGGCCCCCCGCCACGCCGGCGGGAGAACGGGUAGUGGCGUGGCCCGCCCCCGCGAGCUACUCGCGGCUUCUCGCUCCGCCGGCCGUCUCCUACGGCCUCGUCCCUACUUUCCCCUUGGCGGCGGCCUCUGCCGUUUACCACUACGACCCUCUGCUGCUAGAGGCCUCCAAGGGAAAGGCUUUGAGUGCCCGCGACCCCCACCAGCCCUUCCCCGCCAGGACCUCUUCUUUCUCCUCUCCCCGGCUUUCCUCGGCGCAGCUGCAAGCGCUGGGCGUUUCUCAGCUCUACUGCCCCCUCCGGCUGCCCAGCUCAUUGCAGCAGGUGGGGGCCAGUCACAACACCUAUAGGCCUUACGCAACAGAAACUCUAUCGGUGUAACGAUCGAACAGGCUAAGACCCCUCCCUAGCGAAGGGCUGGGUAACGUGAGGACAGACGAGAACGGGCUCCCGACGCACUUUAAAAGAAUAGAAAGGAAAAAAAAUUCCAGAGACUCAGAAGAUAAAAAGACGGUGCCUUAACGCUGUUUUUGUUUUUCUUGAGACCGAAACCAAAAAGCUAUUCAGAUUUUUUUUUUAAAAAAAAAAAGAAAGGUUGGACUCUAAGAUGGACAGCAGAGCUUCUUUCCGAUUGGUUGAAGGGAAACCGUUUCCUGCCGAUGGUUGGCUGUUCGAUGGUUGGUGGGCAUCGAAAAAUGGGAUCCUUUCUCCAGGGCUGUAAUUAAAGCAUGUACUUACCCCGAAGUAAGUCCCAUUAAAUUCAUUUGGGCUUGUUCUCAGGUACCUGUUAAUUGCAUUGGAGCUUGAAACUGGGAGUUUCAGCAGUAGUCACAAGCCAACUUAAAUAAGGAUGCUAACCUUUAUUAAGGGUGCUCCUGAACAGGCAGGGCUGCUAUCAAAGGUGCUGAUACUUGGCCAGUGAAAAACUGAAACUACAAAAGCCUCAACUGUAUUAAGUGAGGGAUAAACUACCUGACUUAAUUCUGCCCUUCCCAUGGGUCAUGUUGUCUAGGGCAGAUGGGAUUUAAAAUCCAAAUACUUGGAAGGUGCCGGGUUGCCAGUCUCUGGUGAACUUGAAUCAAGGCUGACUCCUGCGCAUCUUUCAGCUUGGAGCAAGCUCCAGGGGACACAAAGGGAGCUAAACUCCCAGAGCAGCUUUAGACCAAGCAAGAAGCUUCGCGUCUGUGUAUGCAUUACUUAGGUAAGCAUGCUUCAGCUCCAUAUAGUGGCCUGGGGAGAGGAGAGCCCAAUUGCAGCACAGCUGGGAGCCAGGGAGGUCAGAGCCCUCUGAAACAUGCCUAUGCAGCGGCGGCAGCAGCAGCAGCGAGGCCAGUGGACUCAAGCACCCUGUGCAUUUGACUCAUCUGGCAACUGGGAGAUCAUCAAAUGUCAUGCCAGGCCCUGUCCUUCCAGCAAGGAAGCUCCUGUAAUGCUGGGCUCCUGUAAGGCCAGAGUGUGCUAAUCUGCAGGAAAGCAAUUCUUAAGUGUUGGAGGGGGGAGCAGUAUGGCAUAUAUACAGCCAAGGAAUGGGAGAGGGUCAACAGGCAUAACGGGCCCUGGCCAGGCGGUUGCAACUUCUCCAGGGUUAGGGUUAGGGUUAGGGUUGAACUACAGCAGCCAUUCCCAGUACUGACUAAUGCUACCACUAGAUGGCAGCCAAUCGAUGUAGAAAACUCUAAUUCUUUGCUGCCAUCUAGUAGCCUUCCAGAGUUUUUCAGCCCAGAUCCAAUAGUGCUAGUUCAGAUGCAACCUGGUGGGGUGGCUUCCCCCCCACCCCCCAAGAACCCCAGGCACCAGCAAGUUCCUCUCCCCUGAAUAUAAGCACUAGCUUUUUAAAUGGUGACUAAUGCUGGGAGGUGGGUAUUGAGGGGUUUGCCUUGGGGCCCAGAGAGUUCUACUGGCAGGGCGGGGAAUGGACUACAAAGUGAUUUUAUGGAUGUCAGUCCGCUGAAUUUCAUCACAUGUAUUCUGGAAUAAACUCUGCUCUAGAACUGCAGUCUUAAACUGAUUUAAAGUAAGCUCUAGGCUUACUUUAACUAUGUAACUGGAUGUGAAUCAUGAUUUUAGACACUGAAAUAAUGGAAUCAGGGUUUUGUUUAAGAAUGCUUAAUGGCACAUCACCUCUGGGCUGAAAAGGCUAUUAAAAAAUACAAAUGCCGGGUUUUCCAAAAACUGGACUUUUGGGAUCUUGUUGCACAUACCUCUCCCUAUGAACUGCAGGGAUUCAGUUAUUUAUAACCUGUAAAACUCUGAUGUUUAAACAAAUGCAGGCUAUCAGUUUUUCAUUUUAAUUUUUUUUAUUUCAAUGAAAAUAUACAUAUAAAUAUAUAUAUUUUAAAAAUAAAUAUGAUUCCCCACCCCAUUGAUGUGAGCUUGUUUGCUACACCUAAUUGAUGUUCCUUUCCCUUCACUCCCACCCCAAGAAACAGAUGCUUUGCUGGUUAUAUCCUGACAACUUCUCAUCAGCUGGGGUCCAGCCAAACUCUUUCAAAGCAGGAGAGGGAGGCCCAAGUAGAAACCCAGCAAAAAGUGUUGCUCUGAAAAGGAAGAAUACUUUCAGAAACUGCCUGUCACAAAGCAUGUGUAUGUGUACAUGGGUUCAUGAAACUCUUGAUCAAGAUAAUUUUCAAAUAAAUGAUGGAAUUUUUAAAAAGUCCUGAAUUUGGA